AGCAGCGGGGCUGGUGAUAGCGCUAGCGGCAGCAUGUCUGGUCGGGGUAAGGGCGGCAAGGGGCUCGGCAAGGGCGGCGCCAAGCGCCACCGCAAGGUGCUGCGCGACAACAUCCAGGGCAUCACCAAGCCGGCCAUCCGCCGCCUGGCUCGGCGCGGCGGCGUCAAGCGCAUCUCGGGGCUCAUCUACGAGGAGACGCGCGGCGUGCUCAAGGUGUUCCUGGAGAACGUGAUCCGCGACGCCGUCACCUACACGGAGCACGCCAAGAGGAAGACGGUCACGGCCAUGGACGUGGUCUACGCCCUCAAGCGCCAGGGUCGCACGCUCUACGGCUUCGGUGGCCUGUUGGGCUGCUGUCCUCCAGCCGCCUUUAGUCUUCUUGGGCAGCAGCACGGCCUGGAUGUUGGGCAGCACACCGCCCUGCGCGAUCGUCACCUUGCCCAGCAGCUUGUUGAGCUCCUCGUCGUUGCGGAUGGCGAGCUGCAGGUGGCGGGGGAUGAUGCGCGUCUUCUUGUUGUCGCGGGCCGCGUUGCCCGCCAGCUCCAGGAUCUCGGCCGUCAGUUGCCCUUGCGCAGCAGCCGGUGCACGCGGCCCACGGGGAACUGCAGCCCGGCCCGCGACGAGCGCGACUUGGCCUUGGCGCGCGCCUUCCCGCCCUGCUUGCCCCGGCCGGACAUCGCUGCUGACGCUGCUCCGCGAACAAAGCCCCGCUGCCACCGAAACGCAGCAGCUUUCCGAACGAUGGCGCGUACGAAGCAGACGGCGCGUAAGUCGACGGGCGGCAAGGCGCCCCGCAAGCAGCUGGCCACCAAGGCGGCCCGCAAGAGCGCGCCGGCCACGGGCGGCGUCAAGAAGCCGCACCGCUACCGGCCCGGCACGGUGGCGCUGCGCGAGAUCCGGCGCUACCAGAAGUCCACGGAGCUGCUGAUCCGCAAGCUGCCCUUCCAGCGCCUGGUGCGCGAGAUCGCGCAGGACUUCAAGACCGACCUGCGCUUCCAGAGCUCGGCCGUGAUGGCGCUGCAGGAGGCCAGCGAGGCCUACCUGGUGGGGCUCUUCGAGGACACCAACCUGGUCAUAAUGGUCAGCAUGUCUGGUCGGGGUAAGGGCGGCAAGGGGCUCGGCAAGGGCGGCGCCAAGCGCCACCGCAAGGUGCUGCGCGACAACAUCCAGGGCAUCACCAAGCCGGCCAUCCGCCGCCUGGCUCGGCGCGGCGGCGUCAAGCGCAUCUCGGGGCUCAUCUACGAGGAGACGCGCGGCGUGCUCAAGGUGUUCCUGGAGAACGUGAUCCGCGACGCCGUCACCUACACGGAGCACGCCAAGAGGAAGACGGUCACGGCCAUGGACGUGGUCUACGCCCUCAAGCGCCAGGGUCGCACCCUCUACGGCUUCGGUGGUUAAAACUUUUCGCUCUUUCCGGACCAGCACGGCAAAAACCCAAAGGCUCUUUUAAGGGCCACCUACAUUUUCCUUUAGGAGAGCUGUUACAUUUUUUAGUGUUUUAAGUAGGGACGCGACGCUCCGGUUUUAAAUCUUGAACAUAAUACUAUGCUUCGUGAUUGCAUAAGAAUUGUCUAAUACGUCGUUUUGCUGACAACAGAGAGAUUGUUUCUGCCAUGUAAGAGACGGGAUUUUUUUGUUUUCCAAAUUUGUUACAGAAAACACUUUAAAUGCUCUGUAAUCAAGCAAAAAGCUUAAUUUUUAAACGUUCGCCGAUUUAAACAAUCAGAAUUGUUGUUCCAUAUGUUGUACCUUAAACUUUGCGUUUACCUGAGUAGAUAAAUUUGGAACGAAUUUAUCGACUAGGUAAAAGGGGGGAAGUUGCUCUGAGAUUGAUUCCUUUGAUAUUUCAAUCCCCCCCUUCAUUUCCUUCUCCAUGAUUUAUUUACUUUUAAAUAAAAGACUAAAUCCAA
Molecule: messenger RNA, 1910 nt
Organism: Corvus hawaiiensis (hawaiian crow)
Lineage: Eukaryota; Metazoa; Chordata; Aves; Passeriformes; Corvidae
Exons: 7
Coding region: 34-1398 (454 amino acids)
Biological process (GO): nucleosome assembly
Cellular component (GO): nucleosome
Molecular function (GO): structural constituent of chromatin; DNA binding; protein heterodimerization activity
Source: RefSeq, a predicted model, not a curated record